ACUAUCCCGUACAGGAAUGUAAUCAGCGGUGGGCUGCGUCCCGGUCGGAUCAUCACCAUCCAGGGAACCGCGUUCCCCAACGCCACCAGGUUCAACGUGAACCUCUGCUUCCAGUCCGGGAUCGCCCUGCACUACAACCCUCGCUUCAACGAGAACUGCGUGCAGGCUCUGCUCGCAGCCAAACUCCCUCAGAAAAGCACCGGAGGGACCGGAGACCUCCAUCACGCUGCCGAUACGGAGCUGGAGACCGUCGCGGCUUGA
This is a messenger RNA of Menidia menidia (Atlantic silverside), 261 nucleotides long. The record is from the annotation of a GenBank genome assembly. Lineage: Eukaryota; Metazoa; Chordata; Actinopteri; Atheriniformes; Atherinopsidae.